GUGACGUGCGUGGCGGUGGGGGCUCGCGGGCUCCGGGCGGACGCUGACCCGGCUCUGUCCGAGCAGGAAGCGAGCAGCCACUGUUCGCCUCGUCAGCCUCGACCCUCGCGCAGCGCAGCCCGAGCACCUGCCCUGACCCGCGCCGGAGAUAGUGGAUAGUGCCUUCCAGACAUGGAGGACGGGAAGCCCGUGUGGGCGCCACACCCCACAGAUGGGUUUCAGAUGGGCAACAUUGUGGACAUCGGCCCUGAUAGCUUGACAAUUGAGCCCUUGAACCAAAAAGGCAAGACAUUUUUGGCUCUUAUAAACCAAGUGUUCCCUGCAGAAGAGGACAGUAAAAAAGAUGUGGAAGAUAACUGUUCACUAAUGUACUUAAAUGAAGCCACAUUGCUCCAUAAUAUCAAAGUUCGAUACAGUAAAGACAGAAUUUAUACAUAUGUUGCCAACAUUCUGAUUGCAGUGAACCCGUACUUUGAUAUACCUAAAAUAUAUUCUUCAGAUACAAUAAAGUCUUAUCAAGGAAAAUCUCUUGGAACAAUGCCACCUCAUGUCUUUGCAGUUGCUGAUAAGGCUUUCAGAGACAUGAAGGUGCUCAGGAUGAGUCAGUCUGUCAUUGUAUCUGGGGAAUCAGGAGCUGGCAAGACAGAAAAUACAAAAUUUGUUCUAAGAUACCUGACUGAAUCCUAUGGGACAGGUCAAGAUAUUGAUGAUAGAAUUGUUGAAGCUAAUCCACUCUUAGAAGCCUUUGGAAAUGCAAAGACUGUUCGCAACAAUAAUAGCAGUCGAUUUGGAAAAUUUGUAGAAAUACAUUUCAAUGAAAAGAGUUCAGUUGUUGGAGGAUUCGUUUCACAUUAUCUUCUAGAGAAGUCUAGAAUCUGUGUUCAAGGCAAAGAGGAAAGGAAUUACCAUAUCUUUUAUAGGUUGUGUGCCGGUGCUUCUGAAGAUAUUAGGGAAAAACUUCAUUUGAGCUCCCCAGAUAAUUUUCGGUAUUUGAACCGAGGCUGCACUAGAUACUUUGCUAACAAAGAAACUGACAAACAGAUUUCACAGAACCGCAAAAGUCCUGAGUAUCUUAAGGCAGGCUCCUUGAAAGAUCCCCUGUUAGAUGACCAUGGAGAUUUCAUUCGAAUGUGCACAGCCAUGAAAAAAAUUGGCUUGGGUGACGAAGAAAAGCUGGAUCUAUUCCGAGUUGUAGCUGGUGUCCUGCACCUUGGAAAUAUUGAUUUUGAAGAAGCUGGCAGCACUUCAGGUGGGUGCAAUCUGAAGAACAGAUCUACUCAGUCAUUGGAAUAUUGUGCUGAGUUACUGGGUUUGGACCAAGAUGAUCUUCGAGUAAGUUUAACCACGAGAGUUAUGCUAACAACAGCAGGGGGCACCAAAGGAACAGUUAUAAAGGUCCCCCUGAAAGUGGAGCAAGCAAACAAUGCCCGGGAUGCCCUGGCAAAGACUGUCUACAGCCAUCUAUUCGAUCACGUGGUGAACAGAGUGAACCAGUGUUUCCCUUUCGAAACAUCCUCCUAUUUUAUUGGAGUUUUGGACAUUGCUGGCUUUGAGUACUUUGAACAUAACAGUUUUGAACAAUUUUGUAUCAACUAUUGCAAUGAAAAACUCCAACAAUUUUUUAAUGAAAGGAUUCUGAAGGAGGAACAAGAACUCUAUCAAAAAGAAGGUUUAGGUGUUAAUGAAGUGCAUUAUGUAGAUAAUCAGGACUGUAUAGAUUUAAUUGAAGCAAAAUUAGUGGGAAUACUAGAUAUUCUGGAUGAAGAAAAUCGCCUUCCUCAGCCAAGUGAUCAACACUUCACAUCAGCAGUUCACCAGAAGCACAAGGACCAUUUCCGGCUCACUAUUCCCAGGAAAUCCAAGCUGGCAGUUCAUAGGAAUCUCAGAGAUGAUGAAGGCUUUAUUAUCAGGCAUUUUGCAGGGGCCGUGUGCUACGAAACAACCCAGUUUGUGGAGAAAAAUAAUGAUGCUUUACAUAUGUCCCUUGAGUCCUUAAUAUGUGAGUCCAGGGAUAAAUUUAUACGGGAAUUAUUUGAAUCAUCCACAAAUAAUAACAAAGACACUAAACAAAAAGCAGGAAAACUUAGCUUCAUCAGUGUGGGAAACAAGUUUAAGACACAGUUAAAUUUGCUUUUGGAUAAACUUCGAAGUACCGGAGCGAGCUUUAUUCGUUGCAUCAAACCUAAUUUGAAGAUGACGAGCCACCACUUUGAAGGGGCUCAAAUUCUGUCUCAGCUUCAAUGCUCAGGUAUGGUAUCCGUUUUGGACUUGAUGCAAGGUGGAUUCCCAUCACGAGCUUCAUUUCAUGAACUGUACAACAUGUAUAAAAAGUAUAUGCCAGAUAAACUUGCAAGAUUGGACCCAAGGCUGUUUUGUAAGGCUCUUUUUAAAGCAUUGGGCUUAAAUGAAAUUGAUUACAAGUUUGGAUUAACAAAAGUAUUUUUUAGACCUGGCAAGUUUGCAGAAUUUGAUCAGAUCAUGAAGUCGGACCCCGACCACUUGGCAGAGUUAGUUAAGAGAGUUAAUCACUGGCUUGUCUGCAGUCGCUGGAAGAAAGUCCAGUGGUGUGGGCUCUCUGUCAUCAAAUUGAAAAACAAAAUAAAAUACAGAGCAGAAGCUUGCAUUAAAAUGCAAAAAACUAUUCGGAUGUGGCUUUGCAAAAGGAGACACAAACCUCGCAUUGAUGGCCUGGUUAAGGUGGGCACACUGAACAAGCGACUGGACAGGUUUAAUGAAGUAGUAAGUGCAUUAAAGGAUGGAAAACCAGAGGUGAAUAAACAGAUCAAGGAUCUUGAAAUUUCCAUUGAUGCUUUGAUGGCCAAGAUUAAGUCUACUAUGAUGACAAGGGAACAAAUACAGAAGGAAUAUGAUGCACUGGUCAAAAGCUCUGAGGAGCUCCUCAGUGCAUUACAGAAAAAAAAACAGCAGGAAGAGGAAGCUGAAAGGCUAAGGCAUAUUCAAGAAGAAAUGGAAAAAGAAAGAAAAAGACGAGAGGAAGAGGAACAGCAUCGAAGAAAGGAAGAGGAGGAAAGGAGAAUGAAACUUGAGAUGGAAGCAAAGAGAAAACAAGAAGAAGAAGAGAGAAAGAAAAGGGAAGAUGAUGAAAAACGUAUUCAGGCGGAAGUGGAGGAGCAGCUGGCCAGGCAGCGGGAGGAAGAGUCCCAGCAGCAGGCGGUGCUGGAGCAGGAGCGCAGGGACCGGGAGCUGGCUCUGCGAAUCGCCCGGAGUGAGGCGGAGCUCAUCAGCGAUGAGGCGCAGGGCGACCUGGCGCUGCGCAGCUUGGAUUCCUGUCCUGUAACUUCUAAAAAUGAUGGAACAAGACCCAAAAUGACACCGGAACAAAUGGCCAAAGAAAUGUCAGAACUUUUGUGUAGAGGCCCUGCUGUGCAAGCCACUAAGGCAGCUGCCGGAACCAAGAAGCAUGAUCUUAGUAAAUGGAAAUACGCAGAACUGCGUGACACCAUCAAUACUUCUUGUGAUAUUGAGCUCCUGGCAGCUUGCAGAGAAGAAUUUCAUAGGAGACUAAAAGUGUAUCAUGCUUGGAAAUCUAAGAACAAGAAGAGAAAUACUGAAACAGAGCAACGAGCUCCAAAGUCUGUUACUGAUUAUGAUUUUGCACCAUUUUUGAACAAUUCACCUCAGCAGAACCCUGCCGCUCAGCUUCCUGCCAGGCAGCAGGAGAUCGAAAUGAACCGGCAGCAGCGAUUCUUUCGAAUCCCAUUCAUCCGCCCUGCUGACCAGUACAAAGACCCACAGAAUAAGAAGAAAGGCUGGUGGUAUGCCCACUUUGACGGGCCUUGGAUCGCCCGGCAAAUGGAGCUCCAUCCCGACAAGCCACCCAUCCUUCUCGUGGCUGGUAAGGAUGACAUGGAGAUGUGUGAGCUGAACCUCGAAGAAACGGGCCUCACUCGGAAGCGGGGCGCUGAGAUUUUGCCGAGACAGUUUGAAGAGAUCUGGGAGCGCUGCGGAGGCAUCCAGUACCUUCAGAGUGCUAUCGAGAGCAGGCAGGCGCGGCCCACCUAUGCGACAGCCAUGCUGCAGAACCUGCUCAAGUAGUGCUGCCGCUGAUCUGGCUGCUGGCCGAGGCCCAGGGAAGGAAACGUGCAUACCCGGGGAGUGAACCCUCCCUUGCUCGCGUUAGAAUAACUCGCGCAAAGCGAAUAGAUUGUACUAAUCGUGGUCUUUCGUUAAUUUAAGCUUAAUUAAGGUUGUGGGAGUGAAUUGGGGACCUGGCAAUUGUUUCCUUUAUCCAGUUAUAGCUCUUCAUCCCCACCUUUUUCUGAAGCUUGUCAGGCGUGGGCAGAUUCCACCCUCUCUCAGUCUUUGGCAGCAGACCACCUUAAGUCCUUCGGGAUUGUUCUCAAGGAAAAGAGAAUUUUACAAAUAUUUCAAAAGACAUAGUACCUUAUAACUGGAGUAAUGCAACAUUAGCUUAAAUUCCUUCAAAGAAUUAAGGCAUUUAAAAUGAUUACAGCAUUGAUGUUUGAAAAGCAUCUUAAAAGCUGUGUAUUUUCUCUGCUUUUUCAGAAAUUUACAGAUACUACCACCGACAGUAGAAAUUCUGUCCCUCCCCCCUCCUUUGCAGUGUGUCUUAGUUUGGUGAAGCAGUUCUUAUUAACUGCUAGAAUUCUGGAAAUACCUUAAUUUAUUUAGUAUGUUCUGUGAUAAAGGAAGUACUACUCACAGUGCCCAGCACUGAUUUGGUUUUCUUUUCUGUCAAACUGUGUGCUGCCAUCAGAAUAUUCUUUUGAUAUUUCACGUACAAAUAAAGAAAAUUCAGAUUGUUUAGACAUUUAAAAGUUUUGGGAUAAGUUUUGUUUCAUUUAGAAAGGGAAACAGCUUAGGUAGCACUUGGCUUAGCUGGACCGAAUUCAAAUACUCUUUCAGCUUCACCUCAAUUGCGUUUUUUGUAUGAGAAUCUCAUAUGUUUUAAGCUGGUGUUUGUUUCAAAUAUCUUUUUAAUUCCUAGUGUCAUUUUUUUGGCCUUUUGAGAUUUUGGUAAGUGUAGAGCUGUUUUAUAAGCUUUGUAAUUCAAAAGCCCAUGUACUUAAUAAUUGCUUGUUUCAUGUAACAGAUAAUUUAAAAAAAAAGUUUUCCUUGCGUGUCGUUAGUUUUGAUCAAAUGUCAGCAGUUUUAAGCCUAAUAUUUAUGACUUUCCAUAUUAGGAAUUUAGAGACAAAAGUCCAUCAGGGAGUUAUGUUGACACAAUCCUAAAGAGUCUUGUUUGUAUUUUAGAAUAAAACUAGAAAAUAAAAUUAUUCUCUGCACUUUUUUCCCUGAUUUUUAAAUACCCCAACUUUUGAAAUGAAGUUUCAGUGAUUUUUUUUUUUUUUUCCUAGAAAGAUACCUCAGUUAGGAAAAUAUUUUCCAGCUGACUAGAUUAAUGUUUGGGAGUCACAGAUAGUUUUCAGAGUUGCUCCUCUCUUAAUAAUGUCUUACUACAGAAAUAUUUAUUUAUUAUCAUACUGUACCAAUGAUUGCCUUGUGGUAAGGAAGUCCAAUGGCCUUGUCUGUGCUGUUAGCGAAAAGUGUGAAUGUGAUUAUCUUUGGUGGCUGUUUUACUGCUCAGACUCACCCAUCCUUGGGUCAUUUGGUGAUUGGGGACAUAAGGUGUAGCUACUGAAAUAAACGACCUGUUUACUCUCUCCUAUUUUAUACCUUUAAUUGGUGUUUUUAUUUGUGUAGGAAAGUGAGUGGCAUGCUUUAUUUCUUAAUCAGUAAUAAGUAAAUCCUUGAAAAAAAAUCUAGUAACCAAACUGAUUUUUAACGACCUGUCUACUGUUUUCAGAAAUUGUUUUAUGUAUAUCCUAGAUACAUGAAUUGGCACUAGAUGAAAAAUUAAAAAGGUUAAAAUAUUAUAAUGAGAGAACUUAAUGUUUUUGUGGCAUUUGUAAGAAAUAUAGUAAAAGAUUGUUGAAAGUCCUUUUAGUUUUUGACUGAUAGUUAAUAAAAUCAUACUUAAUCUUAA
This is a messenger RNA of Heterocephalus glaber (naked mole-rat), 5968 nucleotides long. RefSeq names its product myosin VI (gene Myo6). Gene Ontology annotation, cellular component: myosin complex; ruffle; cytoplasm. The record is from RefSeq and is a predicted model, not a curated record. NCBI's taxonomy places the organism in Eukaryota, Metazoa, Chordata, Mammalia, Rodentia, Bathyergidae. Gene Ontology annotation, biological process: actin filament organization; inner ear auditory receptor cell differentiation; actin filament-based movement. Gene Ontology annotation, molecular function: actin filament binding; microfilament motor activity; ATP binding.